AUGUUCGCUGCAUCGCCCUCCGCACCUCCGCGUGCAUGACCGCGGCAGCCGGCCAACAAGACGACACGAUGGAGCGACGGGCCCUGUCGCCCACGGCGGGCCCUCUUGCCACCGACAAAUCCCAGAUUGCUUUGACGGUGUCGCCCUCGGGGCUGAUCUUGAGCCCCGAUGGGUCGCUGGCCGAGACCAAGAAGCCCCGUUACCUGCUUGGGCUGCCUGUCAGCGUUGUCUCGGCCGUCUGCUACUGCCUGGCGAGCAUGAUGAUGGUCCUGCUCAACAAGGUGGCCCUGUCCUCGUUCCACUUCAAGUCGGCCAAUGCACUGCUCUUCUUCCAGUGCCUGCUGUGCGUGGUGGCGGUGCAGGCGUGCAAGGCCGCGGGGCUGGUCAAGGUGGAGCCCUUUAGCUACGACAUUGUCCGGGUGUGGCUGCCGGUCAACCUGGUGUUCGUGGGCAUGAUCGGCACCAGCUUCUGGGCGCUGCGCAGCCUCAACGUGGGCAUGGUCACAGUGUUGAAAAACUUGACCAACCUGUUCACCCUGGGCGGAGACUACAUCCUCCACGGCCGCACGUACAAGCUCAAUGUGUGGGGCUGCGUGGCGCUCAUGCUGCUGUCGGCCAUCUGUGGCGCCGCCACCGAUCUCGCCUUCAAUGCCGCCGGCUACUUCUGGCAGAUCAUGAACUGUUUGUUCACGGCGGCGUACUCGCUCUACAUGCGGGCAGCCAUGGACCGCGUGGCGCAGCACACCAGCGACGGCAAGCGGCUUGGGGAGUUCUCCAUGGUGUUUUACAACAACCUGCUGAGCCUGCCUUGUUGUCUGGUGCUGAUGGCGCUGACGGGCGAGCUGCACGGGGUGUGGCAGGAGCCCGACCUGCACAACACCACCUUUUUGCUGGUGGCGGGCUUCAGCGGGUUGAUAGGCUUUGCAAUCAGCUUCACGUCGCUCUGGUUCCUGAGCACCACCACCCCCAGCAUCUAUUCCCUGGUGGGCAGCUUGAACAAGGUGCCGCUCGCGCUCAUCGGGCUGCUGGCGUUCAACGUGCCUUGGACGAUGCCAAACCUUCUCAGCAUCCUGAUGGGAACCCUUGCGGGCGUGGUCUUUGUCAUUGCAAAGAGCAAGAAUUGAUGAUGUUGUACUUGAAUGUAGAGGUCAGCACUGCCGUGAGGCCUGACCUGUUCGGCUUUCAGCACGCCUUUGCAUUAAACAGCACGGAUGGAGCAUUGUCAAGGUCAGGCCCGCAAAAAGCACAUUCCUGCAAUCAGCUGCCCGGCCUCUACUCGUCCGAGAAGGCUGGCCGACUCUUCCUCCCGCCUCUUGCUGCUCGUCCCCUCGCUGCCACCCGCUUUGCCGCCUCCUGUGCCCUCACCACCACUUCCUGCUCAUCCUCAUCCUCCUGCAUCGCCUCCUCCACCUCCUCCAAGUCGGCAUCCUCGUCCUCCUCUUCUUGGCGCACAACUGCAAGCUGGGUUGUCGGUUGCUGCAGCCUGGCCACGUGUAUGCCCUUCUGCUGCGUGACAGCUGCUGCUCGCUGCACUGGCACCUGCUUGGCUGCUGCGCCGCUGCUGCACAGCUUGUGCAGCUCGGCGGGAAUUUCCCAGUCCGGCGUAAACUGGAGGUACUCGGCGAUGUACUGGCACACGCCAUUGCUGACGCCCAUUUUGCACAUGUCGCCAAAUGCGCAGACUCCCUUCUCCAGCCACUCCAGGUAGUGGUUGGGCUUGGGCCCGUUCAUGUGCACGAUGCGCGCAUCAGGCCUGAACUGGUGGAACAUCAUUGCGUUGAAGUUCUUGCUGAUCGGCAGGCCCUUGACCUGUUUCUCAUAAAACUGGUUCAGAGCACCUUGGUCAAGCGGCCCAUAUCCUGGGUAGUACAGCCCAUUCCUCUGUGAGACGAUCCAGUUCAGAAACUUCUUGUUGGUCUUGCGCAUGUACGGCAUGUUCAUCAGCAUGAUGCCGGCAUUGUAGGGGAAAAUGUCCUGCCCCUCAAAGCCCAUGCCCACGGCCGUGGGCAGCGGCGUGCCCCAGUCCAC
Messenger RNA from Chlorella variabilis, 2028 nucleotides. RefSeq lists its product as hypothetical. Gene Ontology annotation, cellular component: Golgi apparatus. Bases 36 to 1124 code for a protein of 362 amino acids. Lineage: Eukaryota; Viridiplantae; Chlorophyta; Trebouxiophyceae; Chlorellales; Chlorellaceae. The record is from RefSeq and is a predicted model, not a curated record. The transcript has 10 exons. Gene Ontology annotation, molecular function: antiporter activity; GDP-mannose transmembrane transporter activity.